Messenger RNA from Exophiala xenobiotica, 1479 nucleotides. RefSeq lists its product as uncharacterized. The transcript has a single exon. Gene Ontology annotation, molecular function: oxidoreductase activity. The coding region runs from base 1 to 1479 and encodes 492 amino acids. The record is from RefSeq and is a predicted model, not a curated record. NCBI's taxonomy places the organism in Eukaryota, Fungi, Ascomycota, Eurotiomycetes, Chaetothyriales, Herpotrichiellaceae.
AUGCUUGAAGUCUACUUGGAUCCCUGCACAAUCAACAGCAGGAAGGUUGUCGCAGGCCUUGAGCUGCUUGGGACCAAACAUCAUUUCAAUCACGUCGAUUACUUCAAGGGGGAGCAAAAGAGUCCAGAGUUCGUCAAGAUCAAUCCACAUGCGACCGUACCAGCUGCCGUGGAUGGAGACUUGACCAUCACCGAGUCCAAUGCCAUCCUUCAAUACAUUGCAGAGGACAGCGGUUCUGUCUAUCCCAAAGACGCGAAGAAACGUUGUGCCGUCAACCGCUGGCUUCUCUGGGAAGCCUCAGUCUGGUUCCAGACUUGCUACGUCUACCUGGUACAAUAUGUUGUGCAGCCACUCCUUGGAGCCGAACCCGACCAAUCAGUCAUUGAUGCUGAAGCCCCCAAAUGGCACAAGGGCGCCGGCAUCCUCGAUGCUCAGCUUGCAAAGACUAAGUGGCUCACUGGCGACGACGUUACCAUUGCUGACCUGGCCGUUGCUGCACCAAUGCAUCUUCACGAGGCUUCACGACUGCCUCUUGACCAGUACCCAAACCUCAAGCGUUGGAUGACCGAACAAGUCGAACAACUACCUUGUUGGCAAAAGACCCAAGGAGCGGUCGACAAAGCACUGCUGCCAGGUAAGGCCGCUAUCAAUGGCACGGCUGGCGAGAAGCAAGUCCAGGCUAAUUUCAACUAUACGAAGAACGUGGAUCAGCUCACUGAGCUGUACUUCUACGAUGACGAGAAGGCCAAUCACAUCCACGAACCGGGGGAUGAUCCACAUGAGAUGGCAGUCACGGAUGGAUGGUCUCGAGCAGACGAGUUCUCGGUCGAUAAGGAAGGCUUCUCGCUGCACAAGCUGGAGACGGCUUUUGGGAAGUGGGAUGACGAUGAGCUGGUGCGGGAAAAGCUCUACUCCGAGGUGGUCGAGUUCCUCAAGCGGACCACUGGCGCCAAGCGAGUCCAUGUAUUUGACCAUACCAUACGCACAAAGCGCAAUGAGCAGAAGAAAUUGACCCAAGAGACCAACACUUCUCAACGGGCACCGGUCAUGCUGGUGCAUUGUGACUAUACCGCCGAAUCUGGCCCCGUCCGCGUCCGGCAGCUGAUGAAGGACGAGGCCGAAGACCUGCUGUCUCGCCGGGUUGCGUUCUUCAAUGUUUGGAAACCGCUCAAUGUGGUCGAAGAGCGUCCCCUGGCAAUGUGCGAUGUCACCACGUCUCCCAAGGAGGAUUUCUUCAAGUUGUACCUGCGCUACCGCGACCGCACGGGCGAGAACUACGUGAUGCGCCAUUCUCCGGAGCACAAGUGGUACUACUUCCCCAAGAUGACACCCGAUCAGGUCAUUCUCUUGAAGACGUAUGACUCUGAGACGGAUGGAAGGGCUCGAUUUGUGGGACAUAGCGCUUUCGAGGAUCCUAACUCGCCGCCCGAUGCGCCGUUGCGUGAAAGUGUGGAGAUCAGGACAAUUGCUUUCUUCUGA